AUGGGACAGCAAACUUCUGUGCCACAGGGUGACCAAAAUGAGGCGGACAAUAAGGGGAAACGAUUUGCAUCCAGCGUCGAUCUUAUGCAGUAUUUCAACAAGAGGGCCAUCGGUUUCUUCAGCGUUGCAGAAAUAGCAGCAUUCAAGAGCAGAUUUGACGGUCGAAAGCUAAGUGCCACUAUCAAGUCUGCGGAUUUGGCAGAGUGGCUACAUAUCCCAGGUGACAGCGUGUUGCUCUGUCAGAUGAUCUAUGAGUUUGUUCGUGUUCUUAGCAACUUCCCGUUAAUGAAGGAUGCGUUUGAAGAGGUUACUGGUGUUGGUUUGUUAAAGGCGAUUCUUUUGAGUGAUCCUGUUAGAUGCCACAAGUACGUAGGAGUCAAAAACUAUGACUAUCUGAAGCUGUUGUUCAUUGCAUUCAGCACAAGGAAAUCUGUAAAGGAGGAACUAUCGUCAGGAUCAUCGACAUCCUUAGAAGAGGGCGAGGAUCUAAAGAAGCUCAUCCGCAAUUACAAUGGCAUAGCCGUUGAUGAGCUCGUUUUAGACGCCAAAUUGCUUCUGCAGCUUUUAACGUGGUUGCUGCUUCUAACUUCUCAUUGUCCCACGGGCAAUUGUGAGUUCCCUGAUGAGACGGCCUAUAACGACUGGAGUUCGUAUAAGCAGGCGGCAACAUGUUUGUUAAGAGCGAUGAACCCAGAGAUCAUUUCCGUCUCGGACUUGCAGAGUGUCACUUUUGAGCAAUUUUCCAGUUCAAUCAAAGCUAUUAUGCCAAAUAUUUUCAGACCCCUACAAAAACUGAUGGAACACCUGUUAUAUCGAGAUGAAGACUUGGUUGCCUGCCUACUGGAUACUGGAAAUUUGAGAAACAGGUCAAAGUUGAUGACACAGCCUGUCUUGGCACAACUGUUCGUUUCUCUUCCUGACAAGUUAUCAGUUUCCAAUCUACAGAAGCUUUACGUGGGUAGCGAGAGCGGAUUCUCAAUGAGAUCCUUGCAGGCAAAGGUUUUCAAAUGGAUGGCCCCUACUUUACUGCUUGUUAGCGGCAAAAGCAUUCUUGAUGAUGAAGAAUUUAGCAAAAGUAACCCCAGAUACAGAAAAUUUCUAUCAGAGUUCCCAAAGUUGAAAGAGGGAACUCCAAACCCAUUCGAUUUGCGGAGCAACAAAACUAAAGUUACUUUCGCCAUAUACGUUCCUGACCCGUGGAGAGUAACGAACAAAGACUUCUUUGGAGGUCUGGGAACGACCAUCGUACAACUCGCUCCUAUACAGGAUGUUUUUAAAGCCGUCAAAGACGGUACGAUGUAUUUCAACACAAUGGGCGGUGGGAUUGGAAUUGGAGAUAACCAACCACAAAUUAAGGCGAGCUCAAAAUCGUAUUCAGUGGGCAAUGUGUCAUUAACCAUAGAUAACACACUUGAAUUUGCAGCCUUCCGCCAGACGGGUUACGGAGGCAUAUUCAGUCCCAGUUCCCGACUGAAAGAAAUCCACAAGGAGAACAGGCCAUUCGAGGUCAGGUUUUUGAUCCAGCAUGUCGAAGUUUGGGGUUGUGGAGGUGAGAAAGAGCUAGAGGAGCAGUACAAGAAGUGGCAAUGGGAAGAAGCCGAGGCAAAAAGGCGCCAGCAGAUCAAUUUACGCAGUAUAGGCGAAGACCGAGCUCUGCUUGAGAUGGCUGGAAUAAUCGGGCAUGCACAAAGUGGCGGCUCUAUUUAA
Molecule: messenger RNA, 1707 nt
Organism: Torulaspora globosa
Lineage: Eukaryota; Fungi; Ascomycota; Saccharomycetes; Saccharomycetales; Saccharomycetaceae
Gene: RTC5
Product: Rtc5p
Exons: 1
Coding region: 1-1707 (568 amino acids)
Source: RefSeq, a predicted model, not a curated record